GUGGUGGGGUGACUCGUAGGCGUACCAACGACAACGUGCUGUGCAGCAGCAGCAGCAGCGCGACCGUCCACCGCGGCCCGAGCCGUUCAUUCGCGACCGUACCGCCGUCAUGUGCAGCAGGCCCACGGACGAAGGCUCGGAGCCCGGCACCGACUCGUCGCAGGCCAACUUCAACCGGUACCGGUUGCAUCUGUACAACUACGCGCUGCAGGCCGAACGGCUCCGGCUGUCGGCCGUCGGCGGUGGAUGGGGCGCCGUAUGCCCCGUGUACCCGGGCUCGACCACCGCCGGCGUUUACCCGCCCCGGUUCCCGGUGGCCCUGUUCCAUCCGGGCGUCGGCGCCGGCGGCCAGAACGCGGACGAGCCCAAGCCUCAGCACAGCUACAUCGGGCUGAUCGCCAUGGCCAUACUGGGCUCGGCUGAGGGCAAGCUCGUGCUGUCCGACAUCUACCAGUACAUACUGGACAAUUACCCGUACUUCCGGACCCGGGGCCCUGGUUGGCGGAACUCGAUCCGGCACAACUUGUCGCUCAACGACUGUUUCGUCAAGGCCGGCCGCAGUGCCAACGGCAAAGGUCACUAUUGGGCCAUACACCCGGCCAACGUGGACGACUUCAAGAAAGGUGACUUCCGGCGCCGUAAAGCGCAGCGCAAAGUGCGCCGGCACAUGGGCCUGGCCGUGGACGACGAUGGUAACGACUCGCCCAGUCCGCCGCCUCCACCGCCUCCGCCACCGCCGCCGUCGGCGCAACAGCAGCAUCAGCAGCAGCACGUGCAGCCGUCCAUGGUGGCCGCGGUGGCCCUGCAAUCGUCGGCGAUGUGGCCGCAGCCCACGCCGACCGGUCAUCCACCGCCUUUCUAUUUCCAACCGGUCGCUCCACAACCGAUCCAACUGCAGCAGUCCGCCCUCCUGGCACCGGCUAGGGCGCACAAGCGACAGUUCGACGUGGCCUCGCUGCUCGCGCCCGACCCGCCGAAAAGGCUUCACCACCGGAGCGACCCGAUGAUGAUGAUGGCCACGACCGCCGCGUCCGUAACGGGGGCCGGCAGUACCGACGACGAGGAAGAGAUGACGUGCCGGGACGGCAGCAGUAGUGUCGGCGGCGGUGCCCCGGGCUGGGAACCGGUGGGACUACUGCAACGGUACUACGAACAGCAGUUGCAGGCCGCGCACCGGUUGCACGCUUUCCGCCAGUCGCUGGGCCUGCAGAGGAUGAUCGGCGGAAGUGGCCCAUGGCCCGCCGUCAUCGUGGACCGGAACCAGACGCCCACGCCGCCACCGCAGCCGUACACGACAACCACCACACCGGACGAUCAUAUCAAAACCGAACUAGUCGACUGAGGUAAACGAGUGCGUUUUCCGAUAUUAUUAUUAUAGUAAUAAUAAUAAUAAUAAAUUAUAUUAGAGUAUCUCCUUUAUUGUUUUUUAAUUCGAUGCGGAUAAUAUCUCCCGUUUAUUCGAUUAUCUCGACAAAUGUAGUGCGUAUUACAUUGUGCAGUGGAUCCGCGUAAAAAACUUCGUUUCUCUUAGUGUACAUGCAACAUUAUUACUUGUAAUACCGUGUGUGUCUUUCGACACUUAACUCCUUAAUUAUAAUAGCUAGGUUUCAGUUAAACAUCGUAAUCGUAGAUUAACGUGCAAAUUUGCGAAUAUUUCUAUUUCCUUUCUCCGACAAUUCUUCACGAACACAAAGAGAAUUAGAAAUAUCCUUGCGUAUAUUCUACCGAUAUCGUCCAAUA
Molecule: messenger RNA, 1740 nt
Organism: Sipha flava (yellow sugarcane aphid)
Lineage: Eukaryota; Metazoa; Arthropoda; Insecta; Hemiptera; Aphididae
Gene: fd102C
Product: forkhead box protein D1
Exons: 1
Coding region: 110-1342 (410 amino acids)
Biological process (GO): regulation of transcription by RNA polymerase II; anatomical structure morphogenesis; cell differentiation
Molecular function (GO): RNA polymerase II cis-regulatory region sequence-specific DNA binding; DNA-binding transcription factor activity, RNA polymerase II-specific
Source: RefSeq, a predicted model, not a curated record